Messenger RNA from Epinephelus lanceolatus (giant grouper), 5860 nucleotides. RefSeq lists its product as uncharacterized. The record is from RefSeq and is a predicted model, not a curated record. Lineage: Eukaryota; Metazoa; Chordata; Actinopteri; Perciformes; Serranidae.
GGAGUCGCAAGCUUUUCUCUCAGACAUGAACUGGGACAAUCAGCUGAGCUCUAUCCUGUCAGUAGCAGAUGGCAGCGUUGCAAAGAUGAGGGAGAGGCUGACUUCACCGGGGAAGUUCACCAAAGGAGGCCAAGAUUUGUUUCCAGUGAAGGAGAGGACUCAUGAUUCAGAUUUGGUCCCUCCUGCUCUUCCUCCUCGAUCCCCCCUUCUCCGAAAGCCUUCCGCAGCUCUCAGUCCUGCUGUUCAGUGGGCAGACGUAGCUGCUAUCCAAUCACAGCUCCAGAUACAGAGCCAGGCGAUUGAGUCUCUCACACAGAGACUCCAUGACUUGGAAAGGGAGAGACAGACUCAGCAAUGUCACAUCCAGACACUACAAGAGGAGGUUCAAAGGCUGCGUGAGGAGCUGAGGGAGAGGGAGAGGGCCGAAUCGAGGAGGGGACAAAGUCCAGGAGCAGAGAGACGGAUGGAGCAGUGGAGGAGAGAGGUUGGACGUGAGCUGAGCAGUCUGCGGGGACACAUCACCAGAGCCACGUCGCUAGGCAACCUGGAGGAGAGUUUCAGCUCAAAACUUCGCCGAGAAGAGCUGGAACACCUGCGGAGAGAGGUGGACCAACUGAAAGCACAACUAAGGAGACAAGGGGAGGACAUGUUCCUUCAGCAGGCAGAAACCAGAGAGACCAGAAGACAGUACGAACAAAGCUGCAAGACGCUAGAGGAGCUGACAGACAGCUACAGAGUUCACAGCACUGAUCUGGCAAAGACGGUCUCUCAGUAUUCUCACACACAACAAGAGGUCCACCAGAUCAGAACAGCUGUGUCAGAACUGAAGGAGGAGGUCAGGAGACUUUUCCUCCGAGAACGCCAACCAACACCUUUGCUGUCAGCGCACACAUCAGGGGCAUCACCGCUCCCACUCCCUGGCAGCCACAGAAGAGGGGUCAAUGUUGAUGAGGCAGAGUCUGACUCUGAAGACUUCAGCCCGACCCCGAGCCUGGCUGAGGUCAGCUCAGAUGACCUGUCAUGGCUGGAUGACAAAGACUCUGCUCUUCAUCAGAAGCCGCGAGUGCGUCUGAGCGUUCAGUCCAGACGGAGCGACUUUGCUGGUCCGGGAUCGGAUCUGGAGGACGAUGAUGACAAUGACGAUGAUGGUGAUGAUCUCCUUGGUGAAGAUGUGAACCCAGAUUUAGGAUCUGACCUCAGUCUCAAUGAUCUCUGACCUUUUAUAAGGUGACUGUUGUGUCAUUUGACUAAAAAAGGAGUCAGCAACAUAAAGACAUUUGUCCCAGCUUCUCCAGUACACUACCUGAAAUGUGUUAUUAAUUUUAUCUGAUCAGUCCAGUUUAGAGUUACAGUCCUCUUCUGAAAACUGAAACUUUAAAAAUAGAAAAAGGCUAACACAAACAGCCAUAUGGCAUAUUUCCUUUGUGGUCUCAAGGGAAGUGAAAAGGGAGAGGAAACAAAGGAUGGCAAACAGAAGACUUGGCAUGGCAACAGAUGCACAUGCAUUUAACAAGUAAUUAAGUCAUCCUGCUUAGUGUUGCUUAACGGGCCUGCUUAGAUAUAUGUGAUGCAAAGUUCAUACUACUGGGGAAACUUUCAGAGGGGAUUUCUCAAAGGCUAUUUUUAAACAUGUCUUUGUGAGAGAACCAGAAGAGUUAGUGACAGAUUGCACAGUGUCAGACUUACAAGUUAAUCACCACUUUUUUCUUUUCAGAUUGAUUUUUCCCUGCUCGUCUGAUUAUCCUUUUAAACUGUCUGAUUCCAAGUGACACACCCAAACUCCUGCUAACAAACUGUGUUGAAACAAACCACCAAAAGAUUGAGCAUUGUUUGUCGUCAGGCUGGUUAGUGAUACCUGCUGGAGGCUGAGGACUGUGAUAGCUGCAUAUCCUCUUUAAAUAAUCUGUAACUGUCUCCACAUGCACAGACUGGUUUGAUGCUGGGAACAAACUGGGGAGACAGGCAGCUGUUUGAGCAGGAUUCUUUGUGAGAGCUUCACAUUCAGAGUCUGUUUUCUGCACAUUGCUGUCUGCACAGAACAGUUUUGUAAGCUUUAUUUCUCACUGUGAGCUUUACUGGUUGAACCUCUGGCCACGAAAUUUGGAAAUCAGUUGCUUUUGCCACACCCUCUGUACCCAUGUUGCGAAUCACUGACACUAAAUUAUGGGUCCUGCCAGAGUGAAGGACAGAAGCGCUGUGAUUGGUCCAUUAAACCACAAGGUUUGGUUUCAGGCAGAAGAGUUUAAAAUAGUUAUGUGUAGGGUUGUUAUGAUGACAGAUGGUUGGGGUUAGGUAAAGUUUUGGUGUAGUUUAAAUGUGCAGGACCUUCAUCUCUGCCCGUAACGACAGUGAGAUCCAUAAGAACACCACUCUGCUUUUUAUUAGCAAAGUCAGAGCCCACAGUGUGCUUAUAUUGCCUUAAAGGAACAGUUCACACCUAAAUCAAAAAUACAUAUUUUUCCUCUACUUGUAGUGCUGUUUAUCAGCCUAGAUUGUUUUGGUGUGAGUGCAGAGUUUUGGAGAUACUGACCAUAGAGAUGUCUUCCCUCUCUCCAGUGUAUUGGACUACAUGACACUCAGCUUGUGGUGCUUAAAGCGUCAAAAAAUACAUUUCUGAUCUCUUUCCAGAAAUCAUGACACGCUUACUUGAGACAAUCCCCAGACCUUGUUGUGAGCAGUUUCAUGCAGGAAACUACUUUGUUUCUACCAAACUACACCUGCCAAAUGUAUCACUGCGCAGAAGGAAGCAUACAUUUACUGUUAGCUUACCCAGCACCACUGAGCUAGCUAAAGUUACAGCUCAGCUGAGGAGGAGGCCAUUAAUGAUUAUCAUGUUGUCACAAAUGUGAGUCCCUCGUACAUGAGUAGAUGCACAUGGCAACUCACAGUAGGGAUGUCACUAGAACCAAUACUUUGGUACCAAGGCAGUGCCAUUUUAAGUAAGUGCUGGCACUCAUUUCUCUCCACUGUCGAAGGUACAGUGGAUGCAGUUCUUUCAGACCUGACAGGCAGCAUAUUUGCCUACAAGUGUUAUAGUCUGUUGUUAAAUGCCAAAGGAAGUAGCUGACCAGACGAAGCUGCAGCCACAGCUCCGACUUAACUCAUCAAAAAGUUGUUUUUUCUGCAUAGUUUUUAUAUUAUUCUGUUUUUAAUUCUUCUGCACUGAGCGCUGCAUGUUUGGUGUUUUUUCUGAUCACCAAGAGUUGAAAAUCCAAACCCAUCAGAGUGGAGUAUUAGUCUAUCAAAAUCACAAACCCACAUAGACUAGUACUUUGCCUUCAAAGCAGAUCCUCAGUGGUAAAUAAUAACAUUUAAAUUCAGUUUGUAUGGGUUUUUAAGUUAUGUUUAAGUUAGGCCUGUCAAAGUUAACACGUUAAUAACGAGUUAACCCAAAGUCCUUUUAACGCUGCUAAUUUUAUUAAUGCAUGAUUAACACAUGUACGUUCUGUAAUUAUAAUUAACCCUUGGCCCACCCUGUAGUUUGGGAACUCAGGAAGCAUUGCAGCAGUAACACUGUGGAUGGCGAGCAGGAACAAACCUCCAUGAGCAGAAAUAGAUAAAGAAAGGGGUCAUUUAAAUGGCAAGUUCAGCUCAGAGUAGUGCCAGAUGGUUCCCUCUGAAGUUAGACUAAAGCUAUUUACAUUAACUGUCAAUAUGAGUUCAGUUACCACCAGAGUAUGUCGAGCUGCUUUAAAAAACGGGGGAUAUUUGGUUGAUCUUUACAUUGUGUUAGUAUGACUUAAGAAACAUUCAGUCAAUAUGUCCAUCUGUUGCUGCUUGAUGGUUGAUGAGUUUGCCAUGGUAUGCUUUCAACAUAUGAGCAUGCUGUGCCUCUGAGGUUAUUCUGGAGAAUAUUCUGGACAGUAUUUGUCAUUGUUAUGGAUUGUUGUGAUAGUGCUAAAUAUACUGUUGCAUAAAGCAAGUAUAUUUGUUCACUCCCAUGUUGAAAAGGGUAUUAAAAACUUGAAAAAUGUCACUUUAAGAUACAUUUAGAACAGAUAAAACAAGUUUAAUUAAUUGGCGAUUAAGUGCAAUUAAAUAUUUUAUCAAUUGACAACCCUAGUUCAAGUACAUGUGGGUUUUUUAAUUUUUUUUCUUGGGUAUGGAAUUGUGGAAUUGCACGGGUAUUGGUAUCUACUAAAUUCUUGAUAUGGUGACAUGUCUUCAGGCUAGAUCACAUUACACGAUUUCACCCCGAUUUUAUGUCGCAGAGACUGUCGUAAUCUUUUGAGCGUUCAUACCUGGCGACGUGUUUCUGUCAGCAGGAGUCUAGCCAACUGCGUUACGACCUGUGUGUGCACACCACAAGAUUUCUCCACCGAGCCCUCGCCGACAGAGCCCCAGAUAACGCGGUGACGUCACCAAACUACGUUUUUUAACUUGGUGACGACACAUCGUAAUGGCAUGGAUAUUCUUCCCAGUGUUGAAUCAGAUCUGCCUCCAGGGCCUGGGUCCCUGUCACAUCAUUUUCUGAUGUUGCCUGGAAGUGAAUUAUUUCUCGCUUUAAACAUGAUUAUUGCCGUUUUAAGUUUGACCAAAUCAAAAAAUUUGUUGUUGGUGUGUUCCCUGUACCCCACACUGAGUACUGUCUUUUAAAGCAUGUAUAAUGGUUGUAAGUUGCUUUUGUAAGUGUUGCACCAAACGUCCCCACAGUAAGUCAAAUAAGGUGGUACAAGCGAUGAAUCCAGAAUGUGCAGUGAUUUAUGGUCCAGUACGUGUUUUGUUUUCCCAGACCUGCGAUGCUCUUUGCCAGCGUUGUUCUUACAUAAUUGAUCUGAGGUUUCCAGCAGAUUUUGUCGUCUGAAAGCACACUCAAAAUUUAGUUUCAAAGACUCUUUAAACAUUAUCAAAUGUGAUCUGUACUUCUGUGUCUGUACUGUGGUUUCCAAACAAAAUACGUUUAGUUUUGUUUAAAUUUAAAGACACUUUAUUUAAGGUAAACCAUAGUUUCAAUUUACUCAUUUCUGUCAUGACUUAAACUGUAUGAAUUUGCACUAUGACGAGCUUUGAUCACUUGAUGUGCAGUAAUACAUCAACUGUAAAGAGUCACAGUAAGUUUUAAAGUUGUGCUGAUCAUGUAUUAUGUAAGCUACACUCUUCAGUGGAGCACAGUAAUGGAUAUUUAAUGGGGUUUCCUUCCUUCCUGACAUAAUGCACUCUUCAGUCCAGGAGAAAUCUGAUGAGGGAUGAGUUUUUUUUUUUAUUCCUGGUAAUGCAGCUGAAGUGAAGACAAAGAGGAAUCAAAAAUCCAUUAACAAGACACCAACCUCCUCUGCAGCGUCUUUAUAUACACACACAGCUCCGUUAAGACCGUAAAGAGUCUCUUUAUGCUGUCAUGUCUAACAUGAGUCGCUGCGUCAGGCUUGCUGUCAAGCUGUUCAAUAUUUCAGCAUCCAGACACCCCCCAUGGAGGAUCCCAGACCACAGUGCAGAGCCUCCAAGGAGCUGAUGGGCAGGUUAGGUGUUGGGUGGGUCUGACUACAGACUCUAUCCAGUUCAUCUAACAAGAUACAUUGUCUCGCUAGUCAACAGCGAGCAAUAAACGAGCUUGUAGAAAACCGUAAAUGGUACAGAGCAGUACGGAGCAGGAUUUAAACAAACCUUUUCUACCAUGCUGUCUUUGUAUAGCUGUUAAUAUUGUGGUUGAAGAGACAUUUAAUGAAGAAAAGGCUCAUUUAUUUGGUAUUGUGGCUGGAUAAUGGCCGAUGAAUCAGACCCUUCUACUGCAGUUUUAUUGCAUUUGCCAAGUAUUGUGCAGUGGCGCUGCAGUAAAGCAGUGCACUGAUUCAUUCGCUGAAGGCCUGUAAGGAAAUGUUUCGUGUUUUGUCUCCAACAAUAAAAGUCUGUGUAAAAGUUGAAA